AUGGCAGAGUUAGAAGAGAAAGUUAUAAUGACUCCAAAGAGUAAAACACCCACAUCUACUGUACUAAUAGUGGAAAGAAAAGUUGCUGAAGCUGAACCAAGUGAUAAGAUACAUGUAGCUGGAGGUGAUCAUACAGGAAUAAUAAUAAACAAGGAAAAAAUCUAUGAAAAUGGUGUAACAGAACCCUGUCAUGCCCAACUAGAGUUUUGUGUAUACUUAGUAUCAGCUGUGACUGGUAAUCAUACACGAGAGGCAAGAGGUCUAAGGUUUUGGUUCAAACCUGAAGUAUCUCGAGAUGAAUGUCCCUAUCAGGCUCAAGCGUUUUUCCGUGAACUUGUUAGCCCUCAAGAUUUUCCUAAAGAUUAUGUUGGUUUUAUUAAGAAAAUAAUAAAAUUGAUGCAGAAUAAAUAUCAUCAACUAAAACUUUUGGAAGUUGAAUUGAGGCAAGAAGGUAGUGGUCCACCACCCCCUGAAGCAAAUGGUGUAAUAUCGAGUAAGGCAAUUAUAUACAAGUAUUAUAAUGGUUCGUUCAUGGAAGAAAGUAUGGUGAAUCAAACGUAUAUAUCGGAGCAGAAGGUAUUAGAUAUGAUAGAGAAUGCUUACCCUAACCCACUCUCCGUUGAAGACUUUGUUACUGCUGGAAAAUGGUCAAAGGCUGAUGUUAAGGAUGCUUUAGAGUCCUUAGAAGAAAAAGGGUUGACACGUCUGAUGUCCGAUGGCGUGUACGUACGGCAGCAUAGUAUUGAUACCCAAGUGGUAAAGCAAAUGCCUACUUUGUGUUCUUCAAGACAGCCGACAAUAGCUGUAGUGACAGCAUUGUACUGUGAAAAGCAAGCCGUCGACGCCAUGAUGGAUAAUCAAGAAACAUACGUCCGAUAUACCACAGUCGGUAGCGUGUUCGAUUCCCAAUACGGUCACAUUUCUUAUGUAGCUAGAUACAAAAUAGAUUUUUCUGUUAGAUUA
Molecule: messenger RNA, 963 nt
Organism: Brenthis ino (lesser marbled fritillary)
Lineage: Eukaryota; Metazoa; Arthropoda; Insecta; Lepidoptera; Nymphalidae
Source: the annotation of a GenBank genome assembly